AUGUCUAUUAAAUAUUUUUUAUCUAUCUAUCUAUCUAUCUAUCUAUCUAUCUAUCUAUCUAUCUAUCUGUCUGUCUCAUAUCUAUCUAUCUAUAUAUAUAUAUAUAUAUCUAUCUUGAUCUGUUCUAAUCAAUGUACUUUACUAUGUUCAUUAUCCAUCUAUCUAUCUAUUUAUCUAUCUAUCUAUCUAUCUAAGUUGAUCUGUUCUUAUCUAUCUAUCUAUCUAUCUAUCUAUCAAUCGUCGUAUUUGUGUCUUUUCAUUGCCUGUCCAUUAUCUACUCUUUGCACUUAUCUUCAUUCUCAUUCUAAUAUUUCCUAUCUUGGUCAAAGCCUGUUUGGCUACUUCCUUAUUAGCACAACCUUCCUUAUUCUUUAUAAGGAAAUUCUACUCAUUUCAUCUAUUAGAAGAGAUGACAUCAUAAGAUAUAUGAAAACCUCUUCCCGCCACCCUCCAAAAAAAAAACGAGGCUUCACUACACAAUUCAAAAUGUCUGAGUUAAAUACAUGCGACUCGGAUGUAAUCAUUACACAGAAAUGGAAUGAAUGUGGUCACCGGAUAUCUUUCUUUCUUUCUCUCUCUGAUCUCUCACACACACAAAUAUGCUCAUUCAUAAACACACAAAUACAAAAGGAUCUCUCUCUUUCUCUCUCUCUCUUCUCUCUCUCUCUCUCUCUCCAUCUUCUAAUUACUACUUUUAUCUCUAACUUUGCUAUUUGCUUAAUUUUUUCACUCGUGCCUCCUCUGGAGUAA
This is a messenger RNA of Acanthosepion pharaonis, 750 nucleotides long. NCBI's taxonomy places the organism in Eukaryota, Metazoa, Mollusca, Cephalopoda, Sepiida, Sepiidae. The record is from the annotation of a GenBank genome assembly.